AUGUUGCGCGUACACAGCAAUGCACUGCUUCGCACAGUAUCGACUCUCCCAGUGCUCAUCGUGACGGCCAUCUUCAGUCUCGAGUACUUUGUGUUCAUGACGGAACAUUGGCUCCUUGAGUUGCGGCGAUCUGUGGGGCACCUUGUGCUGCUCCGGGUCGCAGAGGGUCUCGUGUUCCACUUUGUGGUUGGCUGUACGCUUGUGGCGUACUAUAAGGUCGUGCUGACAGACCCUGGAUACGUCACGCCGACUGUAGUCCAACGCGCUCAAACUGCGCUACAAGAUGCAAUGGAACAAGGCAGUAGCAAGAGUCUACGGACGAUGAGCUCGUGCCACCGAUGCAAGCAGCUGAAACCUUUACGCGCGCACCACUGCAGCUUUUGCGAUCGUUGUGUGCUGAAAAUGGAUCAUCACUGUCCGUGGGUCGCCAAUUGCGUUGGCGAAGGCAAUUACAAAUUCUUCUUCCAUUUUGUCGUGUACGCUUUCUUCGCUUUGUGUAUGUGUGUGAGAGCACUAGCUGGGCCGUUCCAGAUGGCGCUGUAUAGCAAGGAGGGCCCACGAGGCGGUGGCAACUUUUCUGCACUGGUCGUGGUGGGUUUUGUGCUGAGUAGCGCCCUGGCAAUCAGUUUGCUGGGUUUCAUCGUCGUCCACUCGUACCUCUUGGUCCACGGUGCAACUACGAUCGAAUGUCAUCAGUAUGGCCGUGCAUUUCCAUUCAACCAGGGAUGGUGGAAGAACCUCGAGGCAGUGCUCGGAGAGACGACCAAAGACCGUCUACUACCGACGACACCACGACAGAAACAACAGUACGUAUUGCACCCUGCAGAGCUCGAGCACCUCAGCUGCUUUGAUGACUCUAGUGACCAAGAAGACGAUAGCUUAUUGUAG
Peronospora matthiolae is the source of this 888-nucleotide messenger RNA. The record is from the annotation of a GenBank genome assembly. NCBI's taxonomy places the organism in Eukaryota, Oomycota, Peronosporomycetes, Peronosporales, Peronosporaceae.